Molecule: messenger RNA, 130 nt
Organism: Racocetra persica
Lineage: Eukaryota; Fungi; Glomeromycota; Glomeromycetes; Diversisporales; Gigasporaceae
Source: the annotation of a GenBank genome assembly
AAACAAGAUUUUGAUCAAAGACAAAAUAAAGAAUCUAGUGAAGAGGAAUCAGACCCCAACCAAAACAGAAAUUGUAAUCAUAACGUAACAGUAGCUGAAGAAGAAGCUUCAAAUCACUAUUCGACGGAUA